AAAACAUAGCUACGACGUCUCUAGCAACAAAAGGACAUUGCAAUAAUGUACAGCUUUGUGUAAAAUGUCAGUAUUUUAGUAGAUUUACGGAGCGAUGGCAGUUGCUGUAGAUAUUUCUGGCAGCAAACAUCUAAGCUACUCGCCGCUAAACAAGAAGCAUAAUAUUUUAUACAGCAGCGCGAGACAGAGCUAUAACCAACGCUACAAACAGAAGCCAUGGUUUCGUUUAAACCCGUUCACAGACAAAGAUGUUGGUAAAGUGGAGAAUAUUGAGCGAUAUGACCCCGAGUGUGACGCUGGGCUGUCACCGUUACAGUCUCUAGUCAUUGUUGAAGAUUAUUUCAGUGACGUACCGCAGUUUACCCGAGAAUUUAAUAUCAGUGAAUUCUGGGAUUUUUUGUUCUCCGACAGUUGGUCAAAUGGUUAUUCAGUGCGUGUAUUGGAAGGUCAGCUCCUAGAAAUGAUGACCACGUGUCUUCAUUCCUUGACGCAUGCUGCUAAAGUGAUACAAAAUGUGACAAAGGCAUAUGCCAAAACCAAACGACAGAAAUACUCUAUGGUGACAAAGAAAGCACCAGAGCUCAAAUCCUUCACAGAGACAUUACUUCUCAAGUUUGUUUAUUACGGUAACUUGGUUAAACCGGCUUGUUUCGAUCAAGAGAGUUCUGUCGGAUACCCGGAUGUUACAACAGCAACAAACAGCUCCUGUGUUCAUGAGACAAUCGACUUCAAAUCUCUCGGAAAUGAUGCAACGAGCUCAAUGACGGGCUUCAGCGCAUGGGACAGCAAGCCACCAUCCCCGCCUGCAACAGAACCCCAGAGUCUGACCCAACACCCAAGAAAACGAAGAGUAAGAGCCCCGAAAGAAAUGCUAAACCAAGUCGAAAAAGAAAGGGUGCUGUUAACGAGAUUCAUGUCCCACAAAGAUAGUAUUAAACCAAUUCCUCCACCAAUUCCACGUAAUAAAAACUACCGUUACACGUGCAGCAAUUUUAGUAACGCAAGCGACGACUACAAAAGUUUGCCUCCAAGAGUUGAUUUGAACCGCUUCGUUUGCACAGAGAAGGUGUCGUACCUUGGUGAGUUCAAUUUGCCUGACGACAGUGGAAGUUCCUCCUCUUCCUCAGGGGAAGACGACGAGGACGUCGACGGCGAGAAUUUCGGACAGCAUUACUACUUGGGUGACCCAGAAGAACCCAUCAGAAGAGAUGUAUUUGAAUCUACAGAAAUAAAAUUGAAGAAAAGAAAAGAAAUAAUUCAAGAAAUGCGUAAGGAAAAGAAGCUACAAAUUGCUCAGCUGGAAAAACCCAUACCCGAAAUAAUGCCAGAGUUUUCUGAACUUGAUGUUAAGAAAUAUGUGAAAGAUCAUAAAAUCAUAAAUGUUACCAGAGUACCGGAAAGUGACAAUGUUCCAACACUGGAAGAAUACGCUAAUUAUUUACAUGCUGAACUAAAACGUGAACUGAAAAGUAAGAUGAUAAAGCAAAAUGUCAAGCAAAGUGUCAAGCAAAGUGUCAUUUUUAAACAAGGAGAUGCUUUCAUGGGCAAAGUAGGGACAAGGUUACCUCAGCUCGGUCUUAAGAUUACGUCAAAGAGGACAGCCACUACUCCAGCACAAAGAAUGAUUCUUAUGAAAAAAAUGCUGAAAGGUAAGAAGAAGCCAAAAGCCAAAAGAGUACAUAAGAUUGUGGUUCCCCUAGUUUAUUUAUCAUUGCCUUCAGGAAAAACAUUUCUGCACCCUAUCAGUAGACAACUGAUGCAAAUAAAGAUGGCAGAGGAAGAAGAAAAAAGACGAGAGGAAUCUCUUACGAAAGAAACAAAUCGAAGACGAUCUUUAUUGCCAUCAGCCGGAACUGCUCUGUUCAAUGAAUUGCAGAAGAUUAGACAAGCUUCUAAAACUAGUACAUCCGGAGGUAGGGACGUCCAUGUAAUGAGCCCGAAAUUCCCCAAAGUUAAAUUAGUUCCUUUAGACGCAACUAUCGAGUCUUCGGAUGACGAGGAUGAUGAAUACGAUGACCUGGAACAAAACAUAUUUGAUUCAAAAACACUGAAUAUCAUCUAUAGCAGAGACAAAAUAAGGAAAGCAAAAGCAGCGGAAAGGGCAGCAGAAAUAAAAAAUAAAAGUAAAUUCCUUGAUGCAUUGAAAAAGUAUUGUCGUAUAAAAUCUGUUUUAAAGGCAUUGGGUGGACCAGCCAAGAAACCACGUCAAAAAUCACCUGCAGGUUUACGAACAAAGAAAAGUAAAACGGAGAAAACAAAUGCAAUAAACAUAGUAUUACGAAGUCAGAUCGCAGGAGUCCAGUCUGACCAAUAUGAGACUAACCAGUAUGCUGAUGUUGGAAAAUUAAGAAAAUUCGCAUUUCUGGAAGCAAAAGAAAAAACCUAUAUCCAGUCAAGUCAGCAAAUGAAAUCUCUGUUUGAGAACUAUCCAAUGGAGCUGUUUUGUGAAAAUCUAGAGAGAGCUCUGAAUGAAUUUGUCGUGCGAAAAGAAAUGAUUGUCUCCGACUACAAUGGAAAGACCUUGGUUUCUAUCACUUUUACAAAAAAAUCCGUGUUUACCACAAGCAAAUUUUCUAACAAUCAAUAGAUUCACUAUUGGUUUAAUAAGUACUUAUUUAUGUAAUUGUCUCAUUAAAAAAAGAGAAUCU
Messenger RNA from Mercenaria mercenaria, 2648 nucleotides. RefSeq lists its product as uncharacterized. The record is from RefSeq and is a predicted model, not a curated record. The coding region runs from base 95 to 2587 and encodes 830 amino acids. NCBI's taxonomy places the organism in Eukaryota, Metazoa, Mollusca, Bivalvia, Venerida, Veneridae. The transcript has 5 exons.